AUUACGGAGAGUCGCGAUUCCCAUUGAAACGGAUUGCGCGCAUUCCAACCUGUCAAACCAUCUGUUAUCUUUCCUGUAAGCAUCCAUGAACAUAAAAGUCACUUUAAGGGAGUAAACUGUAAUGCUCGUUUAAUGCAAUGCUCGUUUAAUGCUGUGUCAUGUUAUUUGUUGUCAUUGUAGAUGUCUUUUGCAAAUUUAAAAAUGACGCCGUCGCAUCAGUUGGUCCUGCGGGCCUCUGAUUCGGCGGCAGCCUUCACCGCCGCCACGGGGCCACGCGGGACCCAGGCUCCCGCCAGGGCCAAGAAGCCGGGGGAGGUGGAGAAGGAGGCCCGAGCCCGCGUCGUCUCCGAGGGUGGUGACCCUGGGAACCCCAUGCUGGUGCUGGACUGCCACAGCAUCCAGCUGGGGAAGUACCGGGGUCAGACCUUCAGAUGGCUCCUGGAGAACGACGCGGGCUACGCCUGUCACCUGGUCGACAGUCACCAGCAGGAGCGGGAGACGAGUGCCUCGGACAGCCCGCUCAUGGCCAACAAGGACAGCCUCGCCCGCUACUCCUGCGCCCACCCCGCUUUUGCGGAGCACCUCCAGUUCCGCCGGGCGCAGGAGGAGGCCCGGGCUCGCGCCACUCUGCCCGGGCGGGGAGGCGAGGCGCUUGUUGGCAUCGGGCUGUUCAAGGAGGACACCCUGAAGGACCUGUACGACUCCAAGGACAAGGAGCGUCAGACCUACGUCAAGUGGCUACGGCGGAAGACCCCGCAGCCUGGGAGCGCCAUGGACGUCGCCAUAAAGUACAUUCUGGGCCGAGACAAGGAGCGGUCGGCGGAGGCGGCUGCUACACCCCCUCCGCCCGCCAGCAGCAGCACCAGCAGCGGCCUCAGCACCUCCACCAGCAAGGCCGCUGCUUCCACCGUGCUGCCGCCCCGCAAGCCGACCGCUCCCAAUUUCUCGGCCCUUGUGCGCGGGCGUCCGAUGGGCCCAGGGGAGCUGCAGGCCCGGAUCAGGAGACUGAUGACCCCACCAGCACGGGCUGCAGCUCCAGCGGUGUCUUCCGUCAGAGACCAGCGCCCCUCGGUUCCGCCGCCCCCCACCACAGAGGUGAUGGACGAGGAGCUGGUCCAGACGGUCACUGACGUGGAAAUGGGUAGCUGGCACCACAUGCAUACAUACACACCACAACUGAUAUCUAUUCUUGAGUCAGUGUGUUUGCAUUAACUGUAACUUUUUCAUU
This is a messenger RNA of Gadus morhua (Atlantic cod), 1228 nucleotides long. RefSeq lists its product as uncharacterized. Bases 181 to 1212 code for a protein of 343 amino acids. The transcript is spliced from 3 exons. Lineage: Eukaryota; Metazoa; Chordata; Actinopteri; Gadiformes; Gadidae. The record is from RefSeq and is a predicted model, not a curated record.